AUGAAACGAUUUUUAAAUUAUUUACGAACCAAUCCUAUAAAAACUGUUGGUGAAAGAAAUGAAGUUGACAAUACAAUGAAUAUAAUUUUAUGGACCCAAGUAAUCUUUGGACUACAAAUAUUGAAUCCAAAAUGGACGUGGAAAACAUCUCUCUUACAGCAUUUCCUUAAUGGUUGCUUGAGUGUCUAUGUUGCAUGGGGAACAUACAACUUCAUAAAAAAAACUAAAGAUGUACAAUUCAUUGCUGAAGCGUCUUUCACUUUGAUACUAGUUUGCACUCGUAUAUUUAAAGGCUAUCUAUUUGCUAGCAAAAAAAACGUAUUUCAAAAGUUAUAUCUGAUAGCAAAAACGUAUAUUUUUCAUUUAUUAAAAGCAGAUAGCGCAGAUAGAACUGCGCUUGUUAUGGGAAAGAAAGCUAUUCAUAUGUUUUUUACAGUUCUAAUGAUACCUGUUGUUUUUUAUUCAUUGAUACCUAUGUUAUAUUACUUUAGAGGUAACAGAAUUCUUGUAUCUAACGUAACGUCAAUUCUUAUGCCGAUGUCGUCACCUUAUUAUGAAAUUGGAAGUAUUCUACAUAUAAUGUCUAUAUUUCAAAUAAGUUUUGUUAUACUUGUAGUAGACUUGUGGUUCGUGAUUUUGAUGUUAUUUUAUUGCAUGGCAUCUGAUAAAAUUGUUAAAAUAUUGGAAGUAGAAAAUAAAGGAUUAGAUGAAGAUAACAAACAAUAUGCCGAUCGAUUGAAUAAUAGUUUGAAGAAUUUUUAUGAAGUCCAUAUGAAUAUAAACGAAUUUUUAAAUAUUAUGAGCGAGAUGUACAGAUGGCUGGCGGUGGUUCCACUUUACAUGGUCGCACUAUGCACUUGUUGUAUUUUACUUCUAACGAGCAACAAAAUUAACUUGGCCUUCACUUCUACUGCGAUACCGUUGCUUUCUGAGAUCUUCGUGUUUAAUUGGUUUGGGGAACAAGUUAAAACUAAGGCCGAGAACCUUAAUUUGGCACUUUUACACUACGAUUGGAUCAGCAUGCAUCCGAAAGAUAUAAAAUGCUACCACAUAAUUUUAUGUUACAUGAAUAAGACCUUUAGUAUAAAAACAGCGUUUGGGAAUGAACUGUCACUUAUUACACUGACAUCUGUUCUCAAAGCAACUUACCAGGCGUUUACUGUUUUGCGAACUUUAGAUAAUAAUUAG
Achroia grisella is the source of this 1188-nucleotide messenger RNA. RefSeq lists its product as uncharacterized. Gene Ontology annotation, molecular function: odorant binding; olfactory receptor activity. Gene Ontology annotation, cellular component: plasma membrane. The transcript is spliced from 5 exons. Gene Ontology annotation, biological process: detection of chemical stimulus involved in sensory perception of smell; sensory perception of smell. Lineage: Eukaryota; Metazoa; Arthropoda; Insecta; Lepidoptera; Pyralidae. Bases 1 to 1188 code for a protein of 395 amino acids. The record is from RefSeq and is a predicted model, not a curated record.